CCACACUCAAGUCUCAUUGAAGGCUUCCAACAAACGAUCAUCCAUUCAAGAUGCCAACGUAUGGUGGAGACGAAGUAUCGGCCGUGGUCUUAGACAUGGGCAGCAGCACCACGCGAGCUGGCUACGCAGGCGAAGACACACCCAAGGUUGUGAUACCCACUUCUUAUGGCUUUCGAGCAGGAUCCGCUGAGGGCGAACCAGUUCAGCGAGAUCCCAAAUACUUCUUCGGUGAUUUCGGUCCUACGGUCUGGAGAGCUGGAAUGGAAGUCUUGAACCCGAUGAAAGAUUCAAUUGUAGAAGAUUGGAAUGUAGCCGAAAAGUUGAUGUAUUUUGUCCUCGAUCGCGAAAUGCGAUUAUCACUGCCAGGUGCUGAGCUAGAACCGGAUGAGAGACGCGGAAUUUUGACUGAACAUCCCUUAUUGGUUACGGAGGCAUCAUGGAACUCGAAAGAGAAUCGAGAACGUAUGAUCGAAUUAGCUUUUGAAGAAUUCGACACGCCAGCAUAUUACUCCGUUGAUCGUUCGGUCAUGUGCGCAUUUGCUGCUGGGAAAGGUUCAGCUCUUGUAGUAGAUAUUGGGGAGGAGCUAACGACUGUCACUCCAGUUUGCGAUGGAUUUGUGCUUCGCAAAGGCAUUCAGAAAUCGCCCAUCGCCGGAGGCUUACUCUCAUCACUUCUACUGUCAACAAUGCAAGCCGAGUCAACUACCCCAAUCUUACCACAAUAUCUUAUCGCUUCAAAACCUUCGCUGCCAUCUGCACCCAUUGUGGUCUCUAACGAGGAUGGAUCCGAAGCUCAGGCAAAUGCCAAUCCUGAUCAAACCCCAGCCGGUGUUAUCUUGCGUGAAGAACGUAUGCCAGGCAAACCAGACUCGACCACUACUCCAACAUAUGCCAAAUAUCAGGAAUUACGUAUCAUGCACGACCUCAAGGAAUCCAUAUGUGAAGUCUUACCUCGAUCAUGGGACGAAGAAAUUGUAGCCACACUUCCAACCAGAUCAUUCGAGCUUCCUACCGGACAACUUCGAUCAUUUAGUAGAAUGCGUUGCACAAUACCUGAAGUUUUCUUCAACCCAACCUUUAUACCACCAGAGUUUACUUCACAAACCAAAGCAAAAAAUUCAGCAUCUACCAUUCCAACACCUGAUUUAUCAGCAGCCAUCUCAUUACCGAAGAUGAUUUUAAAAUCUAUCACAAGUUGUGAUACAGAUGUUCAAGCGAUUCUCAGCACUAAUAUAGUUAUUACAGGCGGUUGUAGUUUGUUACCGGGUUUAUUGGAUCGAUUGGAUUGGGAACUCAAAGCUCAAAUGCCUGGGGUCAAGUUCAAGAUCACAGCGGCUGGAAACAUAUCUGAACGACGUUUUGGAAGUUGGUUGGGAGGUAGUAUCUUGACUAGCCUGGGAUCAUUCCAUCAACUAUGGGUGGGCAAAGAUGAAUAUAAAGAACAGGGACGAUCAGUGAUCCAUCGUAGGUGCAAGUAGAAUGACCUGAAUUUGAAAAUCGAGAGCAGAAUAAAGGCAACCUCCAAAAUAUCUUUUGUAAAGCUUCUCGCCAAAUUGACAUGUAUGUAAUGUAUCAAUAAAUCAUGCGUCGGAUUGUACGCCACAACGCACCGAUAUAACAGGU
Molecule: messenger RNA, 1623 nt
Organism: Melampsora larici-populina 98AG31
Lineage: Eukaryota; Fungi; Basidiomycota; Pucciniomycetes; Pucciniales; Melampsoraceae
Exons: 8
Coding region: 51-1478 (475 amino acids)
Biological process (GO): regulation of transcription by RNA polymerase II
Cellular component (GO): NuA4 histone acetyltransferase complex; SWI/SNF complex
Molecular function (GO): chromatin binding
Source: RefSeq, a predicted model, not a curated record